Molecule: messenger RNA, 1219 nt
Organism: Malus domestica (apple)
Lineage: Eukaryota; Viridiplantae; Streptophyta; Magnoliopsida; Rosales; Rosaceae
Source: RefSeq, a predicted model, not a curated record
AUGGAGUUGUCAGUUGUGUGGCAAAUUGCCCAACAGCCAAUGGCCUUUCGACUCCACCAAAAGACCAGUUAAUUGGCGAAUCUGAUUUUCUCAACUCCCAACGGUUACAUAUAAAUCUCUCUGUCUCUCUUUGCCUCUCUGACCUUUUCAUCUUCCUAAAUUAAAAUCAUAUUCAUAUCCAUCUCCAUCUCCAUCUCCAUCUGCAGCAAUUGAAGAGAAAGAAACAUCCAAUAGAAAUAAUGGGCAUGCAGCUGAUGAGGGCUUCUAGUUUUCAUCACCAUCUUCUUCAUCCCAAAAGCACUUCUACCCCUCCCGCAAAAGCACUUUUUGGUUUAGAACAUGUCAACAGCAGAAGCAUAGUAAACAUCAAAAGAAGAAAUCAAUAUUAUGGGAUUGUGGCUUCAAGCAAUUUUGCUUCAUCACUUUGGGACAGUUGGAGGCCUGAGAAGGGUUCGGCUGCUCCUUCUCUCAGUGAUAUUAUCUGGCCUUCUGCAGGGGCUUUUGCAGCAAUGGCGUUAUUGGGAAGGAUGGAUCAGAUAUUAGCACCAAAAGGAAUUUCAAUGACAAUUGCACCAUUAGGAGCUGUUUCUGCAGUCCUCUUUGCCACUCCUUCUGCUCCUGGUGCUCGGAAGUACAAUAUGUUCAUGGCACAAAUAGGUUGUGCAGCCAUUGGGGUGCUUGCAUUUUUCACAUUUGGCCCUGGAUGGCCUGCUAGAAGCUUUGCCCUAGCUGCAUCCGUUGCUUUCAUGAUUUGCACACGUUCCACACAUCCACCUGCUGCAAGCUUGCCUAUACUCUUCAUUGAUGGAGCUAAGUUCCAUAACCUGAGUUUUUGGUAUGCUUUGUUCCCCGGCGCCGCCGGAUGCCUUCUUCUUUGCUUGAUUCAAGAGAUAGUGUUAUACUUGAAGGACAACUUCAAAUUUUGAUCAUCUGGAAGCAAACACAUGCUUUGGUACUCACAUAGUUAGAUACAUCAUACAUUCAUCCAUCUCAAGUUCAAUAUUGGAGGAAAUGCACCAAUACUAUAGAAAUGAAAAAGGAAAGCUUGGGUAUAACUAAAGGUCAGCAAGUCUUGGGUUCGAUUAGCACCGGAUCUGCCAACGUACACGUGAAAUAAAGUCCAAGGAGCUUGUUGCUGAAGAUUUUGGUUGUGAAAUGUGAUCUAAAAUUGUUGUCGCCGAGAUGUGGUCCUAAUUUUUAAAAGUAGUGCAUUGAUGGU